Callorhinus ursinus (northern fur seal) is the source of this 1218-nucleotide messenger RNA. The record is from RefSeq and is a predicted model, not a curated record. NCBI's taxonomy places the organism in Eukaryota, Metazoa, Chordata, Mammalia, Carnivora, Otariidae.
GAUGGGCUCCCCCAAGAGCUAAGGAUCGAGCCAGAAGAUUCGCGCUUUCCCUCAGGCCAUACUUCAGACUCGGACCCCUCAUCCACCAGGGCCCGCGCAGCCGCGGAGCCUGCGGGGACAGACUUCAGCCACGCCCGCCCCGCUGGCCCCCGUGACUGUGGAUGGGUUUGUGCAACAGAAGCUGGAGACGGGUUGUCCCAGAAGCCGGGACCAAGCAGGCUUCACCCCCCCGCCUGUCCCGAGUGAAUGGCUGGUCGAGGCCCCUGCACUCCUUCCAGGCGGUGGCCUGGGUCACACUCCUCAUCAUGGCCAUUGCCAACUUCGGCAUCUUCAUUCCCUUCCUGCCACGUAACUGGAAGUACAUUGCCUACGGCGUGAAUGGCGGGCUCUUCUUUCUCCACUUCUUAGUCCACUUGAUUGCAGUUUCUAUCGACCCGGCCGAAGCCAACGUGCAGUUCAAGAAGAACUACUCCAAGCCUAUGCCGACCUUCGACCGGUCCAAACAUGCACACGUGAUCCAGAACCAGUAUUGCCACCUGUGUGAGGUCACCGUGAGCUCGAAGGCCAAACACUGUAGCGCCUGCAACAAGUGUGUCUCUGGCUUUGACCAUCACUGCAAAUGGCUCAACAACUGUGUGGGGAGCAGGAAUUACUGGUACUUCUUCUUCUCCGUGGCCUCCGCCUCGGCUGGCCUGCUCUGCCUGAUUGUCAUCCUGCUCUACAUCUUCAUCCAGUUCUUCAUCAACCCGGAGGAGCUCCGCACGCACCCCUACUACGAAAAGGUCUCCAACAAGAACAUUUGGAUGCUCUUCCUCCCCCUUUUCCCUGUAAAGACAAAGACCCCAGUGGUCCUGGGCAUUGGGGUGUUCGUGCUGCUGUUGGACGUCAUCAGCCUCCUGCUGCUUGGGCACCUACUUAUCUUCCACCUCUACCUAAUGGUCAAGAAGUUGAGCACAUUUGAUUACAUGACACAGGGCCGCCAGCAACAGACUCCAAAAGCUUCAGCAGGAAAGGAAGAGCUGUCCUUCCAAAUAGGAUUCCCACAGCAAGCAGGUGAUGGCCAGAGUUCAUCUGUACACAGACACCGGGUAGCGAUACUGCUGUGAAAACCCGGGUCCUUUAGAGUUUCACUUGAAGCAUCGCCUCGCUGUGGUCCUUUAGUUACAAUCUGAGCACAUUCCCCCGCCCUGUCCAGCUGGGUGCGAGCCGUCUCCAGAA